CUGAAAAUCUGUAUUUGUGUUCAACAAGAUGGAAACUGAGAACCCUGCCGCAGAUCAGCUUCCAGAGGCAGAAUCGUUGCCAGAUGGUUUCAGCUCAACCACUGACCCACUGCCACCCCCACCUCACCACUUAAAUGCAUCUCACCAUACCAACUCUAAGAAAUUACAUCCCAACAUGGAGGACUCUGGAGGAGACCCGAGCCAAACUAAUUCAGCUCUCAAGGAGACAUCAUUACCAGGGAGUGUUGAAAACAAAAAAGUAGAAGCCUCUGAAACCAAACGGAAGACGGUAAAACGUACCUUUAAGUCUGAAAAAGAGUUUUUGGAAUUCACUUUGAAGUAUCAGCAGGUUCUUGCAGAAAGAGAUUCAGCUAUUGCUGUUCGGGAUAAAUUGGAGUCAUUGUGCCGUGAGUUGCAGCGCCAAAACAAAGUAUUAAUGGAAGAAUGCAAACGGGUGUCAUCCGAGGGUCAAAAUCUGAGGCUGGAUCUUUCGAACAAGUUUCAAGAUGCAAUUAAGGACGUAAGCAACAAGCUGGAAGAGCAAAAAGAUGAAUGUCUAUUGCAGUUGAAGGAGAAUGAGAUGUUAAAGAGCAAGUUGAAUCAACUUGCAGAUCAGUAUACUCUCUCUGAACAGCAAUUUGCAAACAAGAUGAAGCAAAAGAGUCUUGAACUUCAGCUUGCUGAUUUGAAAAUUAAGCAACACGAGGAGAAAUCACAGCAGGAACAGUCCCAAAUGAAAAUUUAUGCUGACCAAGUGUCACAAUUACUGGCAACGGAGAAGAACUUGCGGUUGCAAUUGACAGCCGAUGGAGAAAAGUUCCAGCAGUUCCAGGAAGCUUUGCUGAAGAGCAAUGAGGUUUUUGAAACGUUUAAGCAAGAUAUUGAGAAGAUGGCAAAAUCAAUAAAAGAACUCAAGAAGGAGAAUGCUUUCUUGAAGGCCAAAUGUGACAAGUCAGAUGUUUCUCUUAUAGAACUUGCUGAAGAGCGUGAAUUCUUGAAGAAACAGUUGGAGAAAACAAGGAACCAGAAAGAGAAGCUUGAAGCAUUGUGUAGAUCGCUUCAAGCAGAAAGGAAAGCACAUUCAAUAGCUUCCAGCAACUCAGAUUCAGUUAAAACUUGAAGAUUUCUGUAUAUUAAAUCACAGCAUGAAGGUUUUGGCUGCACAUAUUGAAUCAAGAAACGAUCCGUCAGAUUCACUCUUUUGUUCUAUUCUUGCUACUAUUUCUAUUUUUGUUGCAGGGAAGGAAGCAUUUUCAAUUUGUUACCACUAACUUGGUACCAAGUGACAAUAGAUUACCCAGAACCAUCUUGUAGGGGAGAAUGUUGUUUUCCUUGAUUUACCAAGCGUAUGUUGAAUGAAUCCAUUUAAUCUCUUUGCUCAUUUCUUUUAAUUUUCAAGUUUGAGCGAUCCUAUUAUU
Messenger RNA from Solanum verrucosum, 1418 nucleotides. RefSeq lists its product as uncharacterized. Bases 29 to 1120 code for a protein of 363 amino acids. The record is from RefSeq and is a predicted model, not a curated record. Gene Ontology annotation, molecular function: syntaxin binding. Lineage: Eukaryota; Viridiplantae; Streptophyta; Magnoliopsida; Solanales; Solanaceae. The transcript is spliced from 11 exons.